This is a messenger RNA of Pisolithus orientalis, 1599 nucleotides long. RefSeq names its product 6-phosphofructo-2-kinase-domain-containing protein. Gene Ontology annotation, cellular component: cytosol. The coding region runs from base 1 to 1479 and encodes 492 amino acids. Gene Ontology annotation, molecular function: fructose-2,6-bisphosphate 2-phosphatase activity; 6-phosphofructo-2-kinase activity; ATP binding. NCBI's taxonomy places the organism in Eukaryota, Fungi, Basidiomycota, Agaricomycetes, Boletales, Pisolithaceae. The transcript has 11 exons. The record is from RefSeq and is a predicted model, not a curated record. Gene Ontology annotation, biological process: fructose metabolic process; fructose 2,6-bisphosphate metabolic process.
AUGGCAGCCCCUCUGUACACUACCGCGUCUGGUCUCCUGUUUCAUGCAGGUAAAAUUCUGAUCAUGACUGUGGGGCUUCCAGCGCGGGGAAAGACUCAUAUAUCCCGCGCACUCGAACGAUAUCUGCGGUGGAUGGGCGUGAAAACGACUGUCGUCUCUCUAGGCGAUUAUCGCCGUAAAACCCUUGGAGGCGCACAGAAGCUUCCGCCAGAUUAUUUCAGUAUCGGGGAGAAAAGUCCAGAAACACUAGCACUUCGGAAGAAGGUUUCGGACGGGUGUGAGAACCUCAUAUGGGAGUUCUUCGAAGGGGGCGGCCAGGUCGUCAUCUAUGACGCGAACAACGGACUGAGAAAGAAUCGACAAGCCCUUGCCGAAAAGUUUGACAAGCUUGGGAUCCAUGUAGUCAUGCUAGGGCAUGUAUUCUGUGAAUGGGCUGAAGUCCAAUCCGUCUGCGAUAACAAAGAAAUAAUCGAGACUAAUAUACGAAACGUCAAAAUCUCCUCCCCCGAUUAUCGUGGAUGGGACCAGGACAAAGCCGUCGAAGAUUAUUAUGGUCGCAUUCGUCUCCGGGAGCAAGCUUAUGAAACCAUCGAGGAAACCGAAUGGCCAUAUAUCCGCAUAUUUAACGUAGGCGAGAAAAUAAUGGUGAACAAAAUCCGUGGAUAUCUACAAUCACGUAUAGUUUUCUUCCUUAUGAAUAUCCACAAUCGUUUCCGAAUGAUAUACUUCGCCCGUUCCGGCCAAUCGCUGAUUGAGCACUCGUAUAAGGCAGAUUCCGACCUCUCGCCUGCUGGCUGGGAAUAUUCUGAGAGACUGAAGGAAUUUGAGCGCCGACUUGUGAUUUGGACCUCCACCCGGCGGCGUGCUCACCAUACGGCGUGGCCAUUCCUCACAUCUGAUAGGGAGUCCACCCCCAGAGUCAAAGUAAUUGAAAAGCUACAAAUGUGCGAAAUCAAUCCGGGUGUUUGGGAUGGCCUCACUCCAGACCAAGCCCGUAAGUUUUACCCUGAAGAGUGGGCUAGAUUCGUGAAGGAUCCGUAUGCAUUCCGCGCACCACGAGCAGAAAGUUACCAUGAUUUGUCAGUGCGUUUGGAGCCGAUUUUGAUCGAACUGGAGCGGGAGAAGGAAGACUUGUUGAUCAUCGGACAUUCGUCCGUCAUUCGCUGCCUUUUGUCCUACUUGAUUGGCCUUCCUGCGUCGGAGAUUCCUGCGAUCGAGGUUGCCCGAGGGGAUCUUCUUGAGGUUGUGCCCACAUCCUAUGGCGUACACAGCCAAGCCUUUCAUUUCUGGGACGGGCCCGGAAGACGCGUUGAUGCAGGAGACGGGGAGGUAGAGCUUGAACAUCUCUCCAAUAGGGAUGAGAACAACUUUUAUGAGAACUACGCGGAGGACACAAAGGGGAAGAAGAGGUUCACAACCUCCGACUUGGCUGCUCAUUGCAACGGAUUUGAACAGACCACGGCGGCGGCAGAAACCUGAUUCUUACUAGCGAACUGUACUAUAUAGGAGUCGAUCGAUAUUGGACUUGACAAAUUCUCUCCGCAACUUACUGUUGCUGCCCCGCGACGUAAUCGUGAUCUCCUUAUUUGCUAUUUUGGG